Messenger RNA from Zootermopsis nevadensis, 3292 nucleotides. RefSeq names its product calpain A (gene CalpA). The record is from RefSeq and is a predicted model, not a curated record. Gene Ontology annotation, biological process: proteolysis. Gene Ontology annotation, molecular function: calcium-dependent cysteine-type endopeptidase activity; calcium ion binding. Gene Ontology annotation, cellular component: cytoplasm. NCBI's taxonomy places the organism in Eukaryota, Metazoa, Arthropoda, Insecta, Blattodea, Termopsidae.
GUAAAAUUUAGCUCCGGAAACUGGCGAGUUCUGUCCGCGCGCGCUACAGAUAUUUUUGCCUGCUUCUCUGAUUUUCGUAUGUUUCAGUUAGAGUACGCAUCUCCUUCGAACUACUUAGGUCUACGACUACGUGUUUCCCCUUAGCGAAACAGAAAUUUCAAGUGUUUCUGUCAAGCUGUAGAAGAUUUUUCUGUGUUUCGCGUAUUCAAAAUGCUCCCACCGUGUGGCCAGAAUACUUCACGUGUUACAGUGUGAUCUGUGCUCCUUGAACGUGUUUCGUGUGUUUUCCGUGUUCUCUGACAAUGCCGUAUCACUACUCCUACUUCUAUAGCAAGGCAGUCGCCGACAAUGACGGCAACGUACGGACCUACAACUUCCGCAAGGGUGACCCGCGGGUAGCAGACGCAGGACAGUCUGACGUGUUCUGGACUCGUGGUACUUACCGCCUGCUGUCGCGUCUGCUUAAAGGGGGAUGUUCGGGCUCAGGCGACGUGUUUCACCCUGCGCACGCCAUAUUCAGAAGCCGAGCCAUGGGGGAGUGCGACGAUGACCCAACGCAAGAGCAGGACGACCUUCUGAAGGACGGUCACGGGGGAAGGGGUGGGAGAGGCACGCCGGGAGACGUGUUCAUCAGGACUGCAAGCGAAAUCAAGAGGGUGCUGCCAUCGAUAUUCAACCUCAAAGUGCUCGGAGAGAAGGGCUCUGGCCUCAGGUCACGUGGAGAGGUACAGGACUUCUUCAAGAUCCGUGAUCGAUGCCUGGAGGAAGGAACUCUGUUUGAGGACCCUGAUUUCCCGGCAGUAGAUUCAUCGAUAUUCUUCAGCAAGACCCCGCCCCGACCAUUCGAAUGGAAGAGACCCAUUGAAAUUGCAGAUAACCCAGAGUUGUUCGUGGAGGGCGCCACCAGGUUCGAUGUACAGCAAGGGGAGCUUGGCGACUGCUGGCUGCUGGCAGCCGUUGCUAACCUCACUCUCAGCAAGGGAUUGUUCUCGCAAAUAGUUCCUGAUGAUCAAGGCUUUGGGGACAAAUAUGCUGGCAUAUUUCACUUCAGGUUCUGGCAAUAUGGACGCUGGGUGGAUGUCGUAAUAGAUGACCGACUGCCCACUUACUAUGGGAAACUGGUGUUCCUCCACUCAUCGGAGCACAAUGAAUUCUGGAGCGCUCUCCUUGAGAAGGCAUAUGCAAAGCUGCAUGGAUCGUAUGAGGCGUUGAAGGGGGGAACAACAUGCGAAGCAAUGGAGGACUUCACAGGGGGCGUGACAGAAAUGUACGAGCUGAAUCAAGCUCCUCCGAACCUCUACAGGAUAAUGCUGAAGGCAUAUGAACGCUCAUCUCUGAUGGGCUGUUCAAUUGAGCCUGAUCCAAAUGUCCUGGAAGCACAUACCUCAGAGGGCCUUAUCAAGGGACAUGCCUACAGCAUAACGAGGGUGAAAUAUGUCGACAUACAGACGCCACGCAGCUCAGGGAAGAUUCCCCUCGUCAGAGUACGUAAUCCGUGGGGAAAUGAAGCUGAAUGGAAUGGACCGUGGGGUGACAAGUCUCCUGAGUGGCGAUUCAUUCCAGAUGAGGAGAAGGAAGAGAUCGGCCUCACGUUUGAUGAUGAUGGCGAGUUUUGGAUGUCAUACAAAGACUUCCAGACGCACUUCUCGCGGCUUGAGAUCUGCAAUCUGAAUCCAGACUCGUUAUCUGAGGAGGAAAUGCUCGGAUCAGACAAGAGAAAGUGGGAAAUGAGCAUGUUUGAGGGCGAGUGGGUGCGAGGUGUCACAGCUGGAGGCUGCAGGAACUACCUUGAAACGUUCUGGCACAACCCACAGUAUCGAAUCACAUUGGAGGACCCAGACGAUGAGGAUGAAGACAACAAGUGCACUGUCAUCGUGGGGCUGAUGCAGAAGAACCAUCGGUCACAGCGCAGGAUGGGCAUGGAAUGCCUGACCAUUGGGUUUGCCAUGUACCAUCUGCAAGACCCAGAUAACCUCCCAAAACCGCUUGACCUCAAUUUCUUCAAGUACAACGCGUCUGUCGCACGGUCCCCGUCAUUUAUCAACCUACGCGAGGUCAGUUGUCGCUUCAAGUUGCCACCUGGUGUGUACUGUAUCGUUCCUUCCACAUUUGAGGCUAAUGAAGAGGGAGAGUUCAUUCUGCGGGUCUUCUCUGAACACACGAACAAUAUGGAGGAGAACGAUGAGGAGGUCGGUCUUGGAGCAGUUGACGAGAGAGUUUGUGACACACCUGAUGGAUCUCCGCAUGACAAGAGGCAUGUGGCGAACCAACCAGAACCAGAGGAAGAAAAGACACAAGACAAGGUGAAGGAGUUCUUCCAGAAGAUUGCAGGAGAAGACAUGGAGGUUGACUGGAUGGAGCUGAAGGAGAUCUUGGACUAUGCCAUGAGGAACGAGCUGCCCGGUAGGUCUAGUUCGCAGGACUCGGUCAUCACCAUGAUCCUUUCCGUCUUGUGUGGCGUGGUGUGUCGCGACACGCCUCUCGGCCAAGCAUUCGAAACGAAGAAUGAAGGCUUCUCAAAAGAUGUCUGUAGAAGCAUGGUCGCUAUGAUGGAUGUGGACCGAUCUGGCAAACUUGGCUUUGAAGAAUUUAAAGCCCUGUGGGUUGACAUUCGACACUGGAAGGCUGUAUUCAAACUGUAUGACAAAGAUGGCUCUGGCUGUCUCAGCGCCUUCGAGCUGCGUCAGGCCCUCAAUUCGGCCGGUUAUCGCCUUAACAACCAUGUCCUCAACAUACUUGCACAUCGCUACAGUACCAAGAAUGGCAUGAUCACAUUUGAUGACUACAUGAUGUGUGCUGUUAGGUUGAAAGCCAUGAUUGAUAUCUUCCAUGAGAGGGAUCCUGACAAUACCAACACGGCGACGUUCACACUGGAGGAGUGGGUGGAGAAAACGUUGUACUCCUAAGGCAUUGUGGUGGGCAUGCUGUGUUCUAUUAAUCACUAAUUCUACGCAGAAACACGAGAGUUUGAUUUUGAGAAGUAUAAAAUUUAUUCUGUAAGAUACGCAACGUUUUAAGCAAACACGAUUGAGUUUUAGCUGCCAAAAUAUCUACCUCUGAGGUAGUGACAUCCCAUAGUUUCAUGUGCUGGUAUAUUUGAACUACUUCUGAUAUUUUGUCAUCACCGCUAUAUGUUCUGUACCGACAACACAUCAGCGCAGUAGCUUCUGGCUGGUGGAGAUAAAUAAUAUCAUUGCUAUGGACUGAAGCUGAAAAACUCUUUUAUUGGGAUUUAUUACAUUUAUGGAAAUUGAAACAAAACAUAGAACUAUAAGUACAGUUAUUAAAAUAU